GACGUCGAACCACGCCAACAACCAUAUGGCCCAGGUCGGUUUGGGAAACCCUAAGGUGUUGGAUGAAAGCGAUCAGGGAGCUACCAAGAUGUCGGUCAACGAUCGCAUAAGGGAAGCAAGGACAGUGAUUGCUGCAGACGUAAGGCCCAUCAAGAUUACGGUGAGGGAGAAACCGUCCAGCGUGGAAGUUCAGAGCGGCAACUUAGGUCCUCACGUCAGUAUUUCUAACGGACUCAACGAAAGACCAGGCCUGCCCCCCGCGCAGCAUCAGACGCCACCGGACGAACCGGUGUCCAAAGACGAGCCGCCCCCUAACGCGUGCAAACGAUUUCUUGGGGCCUGUACCGAAAAACUGUCCUGUAGAAAAUUGGCGACCCGGACGCCCCGAGUCGAAGAAGACGCCGCGGGAUGCUUCGCUUGCUUGAAGAAAAAGACUGCGGAGCCGGACCAAGUGCGCAUCAACGUCGAACAAGAGGACGAGGAGGGGGAGAAGAAGAAACUGUGGGAUCGGCUCAAGUGUUGCAAGAAGAAUAGGGUGGCGGACAUGCAGAGCUGUCUUCCGAUCGGGAAACGGAAAGGUAGCUGGCUGGAAAGAUCGGAAAGCCUCGCCGAAACCGCUGAAGCGGAAAGCGCGAAAUGCUGCUCGAAGACGAUGUGCAAGAAAUUCUUCCGGGCUCUGUUUUGCGUGAACGUGUGUCUCGGAUGCGCGGCUCUAUGCGGCAGGAAAAAAACCGAAGAGUUGCCUAUUAGUCGUAAAGCGUCCAUGAUCAGCAGCAAGAAGAAGAGUUUAACGCCGACCACUCUGCCUCCACCUGAAGAUACUACCCCAAAAAUCGACGCCUCGCUCGUAGAGCACACCUCCCAUAUGAAAGCGGCCAUACCGAUCCUACCGGUAUGGUUAGCGUGGUUCUGCUGCGUCAUGAAUUGUAUCGCACCAGGAACAGGGACCAUACUGAGUGGCUUUUUCUGCCUAUGCAUCGGAAAGCCGCGGUUCUCCCAAAAGGACGGGCCUAAACCUCGAAUCGGGGCUUUCCUGAUAGACCUCAUCAUCGGUUUCAGUCAAUGCUUCACGGUGUUGUUUUGUCUUGUCGGCUGGGGCUGGUCCAUAUGGUGGGGCGUUAUUAUGGUCAAGAUUGCGAGGCGGCAUAAGAAACUGAAGCAAAUGGAAAAUCUAGAAGAAAACGCAUCGAGACCUACUCCGAAUCCAAAUUUGACGCGGGACGCGGAUAGAAGAGUUUAAACUGAUUAGAUCGCCGUCUGGCGUAGUCUAGACGUACCUAAUGAAUUUAUAGAGGGUCAGUUUAUUUUGGGACAGAAGAAAUAGAAAAUGAAGCGAUAAGUUAGAUACAAAUAGAAACACAGAAAUGCAAUAUUGUGUUUGAUCAAAACCUGUGACUGGUAUAUACCGGACGAUACGAGAAGGCGGGAGCACUCUAUAAGUUUAAAAUGAUUUAAUGCAGCUAUUCGAAAUUUGGGUAGCUUAAGACCGACCAAUUUUUGCAAUUGUUCAACACUAUCCUUUCCUUACUUAUCAAUGUGAAAUAGCCUUUAAAGUAAUCAACUGAUCAUUUUUUCUCAUAAUGGCAACAAACAUUUUUUAACGCUGGGAAUUUUUGCAACAUUUGGAACCAAAAUUCUGAAAACCCGUUAAAAAAUAAGCUCGCUUGAAGAAAAAAAAACAUAUUAGUAAUUUAGUAAUUACAUAUUUAUAGAAAACAACUACUGAGGCACAAUUUCAAAUUCUGACAGUUUGAACAUUUUUGCCUGGUUACUGAUUUGUUCGUGUAACUGUUUUAAAGUAUUAUUGUCAUUGUCCAUAGAGCUAUGGACUGGGAAUGUAGAAAAAGCUCUGGCGGAAAGCUCGCGCAAAGAAAAAAAUAAUUUUUUUUUUAAAUUCAAGAUUUGAAUUUGAAAGAUUUUCAAAAGAUAAAAUAUUUACGAUUUUUGAGCUAUUAACAGUGCUUUACGGUAAAUAAGUUGAUACAUUUUUUUCAUUAUUACAGUCUUCUGAAAAAGUAUCCGCAGGCAGACAUCUCGGGUUGCAAGCUUCAUACACUGUAUGACCUUGUCCGGAGUUUUUUCUGCGUUUCUCGUAUAUCAGAAACAAAUUGUCUUUCUUUCCAUUUGCACAUAAAUUAACACCAGGUAAAAAUGUACAAACGAUGCGUUAGCAUAGAGGCAAAACGACCUAUGCAAGAUUUUGUUUUUCUACAAUUGUAUAUACUGAUUUGCUUGUUUUCCUUCCGCCGAGCUUAUUUUUUAACGGUUUUUCCAAAUUUUAACAUUACAAUGUUGCAAAAGUACCGGUUUUAAAAUCUGAUUUUUCACUAGGUCUCAAUUUGAAAAAACUAUGUUGUUCAAAAAGAAAUGUGAUUUACUGCAUUAUUACUAGAUAUGUAAGGCAGUCUAAUCUAGAAUUUAUCCCUUCACUAGUCUGCCCGAUAAAUCUUGUUGGGUCACCCGGCUUAACUACGUAAAGCCGUAGACAAUUUUUUUCUCUAGGGAAACCUUUAUUAUGUAAUGUUGAAAAGUAUCUUCUUCAAUAGAAUUUUUCUAAUAGUCACAUGGAAAUUUAACAUGACUCAAUGACAAACGUUAAAUGACUUUUAAAUUAAUUAAUCUAAUUGAACCUAUUCUGUCGCAAUAAGUAACAAUUUAUUACACUGAACGCUAGGUAUCAUAGGUCAUUUAACGUAAACCACAUUUACAUACAUACAUGUUUUUUUUUAACAAGAGUUAAUUUGCUUUUCGGAAAAAUUAUUCUAGAUUUUUCUGAAAUGGACAAAAUUAUUGAAUAUUUUUUAAUUUUCAGACUUUAGACUACGUACAACUAAAAAUCUAUUUUAAUAAUAAACGUAAGUGAACAAUCCCAAAUUUUUAUGACAAGAAUAUAAUGAAAAAAAAUAUCAACGCUGUGAAAAUUAUUCAUUCUUCUUGGCAGGCUGCUAAGCAUAACUUGGGUAUGUGGUUCAUCAAGCCGAAGCUGUUCUAUUGUAAAUCCUACAUGUGUUCAAUCGGAUUUAAGUCAGGGCUAUAUGGUGGCCAAUAUAAUCUUUGAAUCUAGACUGCAUUGCACGUGCAUCAAUAUGGUCGAUAUAUGGCACACCAUGACCUCGCAGAUGUUUCCGAUGUAUUCGUUCUAGUCCACCACUGCUUUCAAAACGAACGGUCUUUAUGAAAUUGCAGCUUCUUUGCCACAUACUAAAAUACGUGGUUGAUAACAUCUGCUUUUAAUAAUUCGUAUUCCACGAUAUAUGUGUUCUGGCAAAUUGUAAUCGACGAACUUCGCGAUUUUGAAUGCUUGCUUCUUUCAAUGUUCAAUGUUUAUGAACUCGCAUUUAAUAUGUCAUUUUUGAGGCGAGUGAGGUGAGAGAAUUAAGCAUCAAAAAUAAGUCAUCGCCGUUGCUGUUGUGAUAUCUUUUUAAAUAUUCAAUAUUGUAAGACUGUGAAUAUUGUAUGGCAAAAUGCGCAAGAAACAAUAAUAAAAUGCCACUAAUGUUAUUUAAACCUCAAAAUAUGACUAACUAGAUGAUUAAUAUCAGUACAUACAAAUUCACUUCUAAUGAAGUUUUAGUGAUUACAAAAAAUAUUCCAUAAUUUUGUCCUCGAGUGUAUUUAUGUGGGAACAUUGAUUAUCAUUAAAAACUAUUUAUCAUCAACAUUAAAUAGCGAAGUUUGUUUGACGCGGAAAAAAAUGAAGUGGUGAGUCCUCAGCGAAUAUAGUUAUGUUCGGCUUGUUUAAAAAGACUCCUCUGUCUACUCCUUUUCAUUCAUGUAUGAUUGACGAUAUGAUGACAGAGAUAUAAGGGACACGAAACCAGCUUCAAUUAAACUGUUGCAGGGCGUGACAGAUGAUGGAUCAGUCACAUUUAAUUACAUUACAAAAGCAAAGUGAUUGCUUUGAGCAAUGUUUUCAAGUUUACUGUUUCACUCAGACUUUCAAUUGAGUUGGGUUAAAAAAUAUCUUAAACAAGUUUUGCAAAAACAGCUUACACGGGCACAAAAAGUGACAUAGAACUAAAGCAAACAAAAAAAUUGAAUUUGGUUAGCUUGUCUAUACCAGAAUAUAUAUUAUAUUUGAAAAUCACUAAAAUUUUGUCCAAAUUUACAUUAGACUUUAAAGCUUAAUCAAAAAAUAAGAAUUAUAUAUAUUUUUUAAAUGUUAUUUUUUGUAGACAUUUUAUUAAUACUUUUGAUAUUAUACAAAAUUCUACUUCAGUAGCUCUGCCUUCAACAAGGAUAGUUAGAUAUUAUAAUUUCAACUAUUGCUUCAUCUCCUAUAUUUUCCAAGAUAGAGUGUCUCAAGAUAGUCGGGCCAUCAUCCUGUACAGUCGCACAAAAAAUUUCGCUGGUCGAAAGUUCUAACGUAUUUUUUUAAAAGACAAACUGUUUAGGAGUUUAGGUAAAGUAGUUCAAAUCGAAAUCCGGCCCCAACGGUAAUAUUAAAUAUUCGAAAAUAUUUUUUCAAAUGCAAUAAACAAAUAGGUUGUACAAAAUGUAAAUAGUUCUUUCGUACUUGGAUCAUUGGCAACGAUUUCUUUCUGUAAAAUUUGAUUCGGUUACCGCGAAAAGGGGAAACUAAAAAAAAUUGGUGCCUUCACUAUAAAUAAAAUUGUUAAAUUUUAGGUGCUUACAGAGUUUCGGAAACUUUCCGUUGUAUUUUUAGCGGCAACAGAGAUGGAUAUAUGCCAAUAAAAUUACGACAAAAAUUAUCGGAAGUGAAACGACAUAGAAUUUAAGAAAAGUCGGGUUAAACAACCGUUGGCAUGUAAAGUUGCGCCAUCUCUGCGCUAAAUAUACAUAAUGUU
Cylas formicarius (sweet potato weevil) is the source of this 4808-nucleotide messenger RNA. RefSeq names its product protein stum (gene stum). The transcript is spliced from 4 exons. Bases 26 to 1240 code for a protein of 404 amino acids. Gene Ontology annotation, cellular component: sensory dendrite. The record is from RefSeq and is a predicted model, not a curated record. Lineage: Eukaryota; Metazoa; Arthropoda; Insecta; Coleoptera; Brentidae. Gene Ontology annotation, biological process: proprioception; sensory perception of mechanical stimulus; taxis.